Molecule: messenger RNA, 1194 nt
Organism: Drosophila arizonae
Lineage: Eukaryota; Metazoa; Arthropoda; Insecta; Diptera; Drosophilidae
Gene: Or65c
Product: Odorant receptor 65c
Biological process (GO): detection of chemical stimulus involved in sensory perception of smell; sensory perception of smell
Cellular component (GO): plasma membrane
Molecular function (GO): odorant binding; olfactory receptor activity
Source: RefSeq, a predicted model, not a curated record
AUGAGGAUGAGCUAUAGUAUACCCCAGACGGGCUGGAGACGCAUUUAUGAGCAAUUCGUGGACUACUGGAUGGUGCUGCAUGAGAAAACGCAUCCGCAGCACACCACGCUCUAUUAUAAUCGGCUGCAGCUAAUCGUCAUGUGCAACUAUCCGAACAAGGAGCAGCGCCGCUCGCCCAUUCGCCACCUCUGGCAUAGAAUCAUCCUGCUGCAGACGAACCUCUUCUUUGUCACUUUGCUGUUUGCUCUGCCAGAAUCGGUCGAUAAUAUAGUCGACUUUGGUCAGAAUAUUCUGUGGCUGAUCUCGUGUUUCUACUUGGCGUUCAAAUGGCACUACUUCUACUUUCGGGCGGACGACGUUGAUGAGAUUAUCAAUGAUGUGGAUGAGUGCCACUGCAUGGCCGUGAGCGGUGCAGCGGCGCCAAUCAUACGCAGCGAGCAGCGCAGGUUCUUUCUGAUCGAGUCCUCACUGACAUUGGCCUGGUAUGUGGGCAAUACGAUGUUCAUUAUCCUGACGACAUCGCAGCCUCUGUGGACGGGCCAGAAGCUGCCGUUCAAUGCGGUUUAUCCUUUCGAGUGGCACGAUCCUGAAAAACAUCCCAUAGCACAUGCUAUCAUAUACAUUUGGCAAUUCUAUUUCCUAGCCUACAACCUGGCGAUCAAUUUUAAGAUUCUGUGCAUUGAGCUGGACACCUUUGCCAAGCUGCAUCAGGAAGAUGAGGAACAGUUUCGCAGCGAGCUCGGCCGAUUGAUUAAGCUUCAUCAGAGAGCCAUAAGGAAUGUGCAUCACGUCAACGAAGUGUUCUACGCGCCGCUCACAAUGCAAAUGCUAACCCAGUUUUUACUGAUAAGUCUGUCCACAUUCGAGACUCUAGCCGCUAAACAAGACCUCCGUGUGGCAACCAGUUUCAUUAUAUUUAUGCUUCUAACGUUCUGUCAUUGCGCCUACUUUUGCUAUUUUGGCGACAUGGUCACCGAGUACUCGAAUCAGGUGGCCCAGUCCGCCUACGGCGCCUUUGAAUGGUCGCCAAACUCGCGAGUCAUACGACGUGAUCUGCUCUUCAUGAUAAGCCGAGCACAGAAGCCGCUGGCCGUGACCCCUAGCCCGUUACCGCCCUUCAAUCGGAUCACUUUUAUGAGUGUAAUUAAGCAAUGCUAUACGAUACUCACACUCUUGAUGGAGAGCAUGGAUUAG